Molecule: messenger RNA, 1947 nt
Organism: Lotus japonicus
Lineage: Eukaryota; Viridiplantae; Streptophyta; Magnoliopsida; Fabales; Fabaceae
Exons: 5
Coding region: 191-1714 (507 amino acids)
Source: RefSeq, a predicted model, not a curated record
UGAUUUGUAUAUUGAUGGGCCGAAACCAAAAGCCCGAAACAAGAUUUAUGGAAUAGAGAUAGGUUCCAUUCACCGGUUUCAACUUCCAAUAUUCACGCUCUUCCCACUCACUGUCAUCGCCGCCGCACCUUCCGUCGCCGGUUGAUUACCACCGCCGUUUCAUGCCGAAAGCAUUUGUUUCAUCUUUCCAAUGAGAGGAACAAUUGGAGUAAGGAUCCAAGGUGCCAACAUUUCCAAUGCCACUAGGAGAGCCCUAGUUCCAUUUUCUACGUCUUCCAAUUUCGGAGGUGGUCGUGGUCGUGGAGGCCCUCCCUCUGGGGCGGGGCCGUUCAACUUCGCUCCAGGGAAGACUAAUUCCAGCGAGUCCAAAUCUGACACAACAGAGCCGUCCAUUCCUCCUGGUUCUGGACAUGGUGAUGGCCGUGGCAAACCAAUUCUUCCUCCUGGUUCCGGACAUGGUGAUGGCCGUGGCAAACCAAUUCUUCCUCCGUCUGGUUUUCCUUCUUUCUCAUCGUUUAUGUCAUCCCUAAAACAACCGCCUGCUGGUCGUGGCCGAGGAGGUAUUGGUCCAGUAGCAUCUCAACCUGAACAUGGUUCGCAGCCGCCAGAUUCUGGACCCAAAACACCCAUUUUCGUUAAAAGAGAGGAUGUGGCUCCUCAUACGGCCGGGGAUGGCUUUUCACCUGUUGAAACACCAAAGGAGGAUGUUGUUAGCCUAACACUCAGAUCCAGUGAUCAGGAGAGUGAUAAUAAACUUCAUGGGAGCAUACUAGGGGUGUUAUCUGGAGCUGGGCGGGGGAAGCCCGUAAAACAGGCAGAUCCACAGACUCCAGUUGCAGAAGUGAACAGGCAUAUCCGCACUCAAAGAGUUCCAGGUGCUGUUCCAUCUGAGUCUGUAUCUGAGAGACGUCCAAAACUGAGCCGAGAUGAUGCAAUUAACAAUGCAAGGAAAAUUUUGUCAAAAGGUGACAUUGAUGGAAGUGAUACUGGAAGAGAAAGAACACCAAGAGAGGGAGGUGGACUUGGUCGAGGCCGAGGUCGUGGCAGAGGCCGAGGUCGUGGCAGGGGAUUUAGGGGGAGGGAUGGAGAAGAAAGGUCUGGUCGGUCUCAGGAUACAGAUAUUUCCCAUGCUGGUGGGCUAUAUCUUGGAGAUGAUGCUGACGGUGAGAAAUUAGCCAAGAAGUUGGGGCCUGAAAUAAUGAAUCAGUUGACUGAAGGAUUUGAGGAGAUGGCCAGCAGAGUUUUACCCUCACCAUUGGAGGAUGAGUUGGUGGAAGCCAUGGACGUCAAUUAUGCAAUUGAAUGUGAGCCAGAAUAUAUGUUUGGUGAGUUUGAUUUGAAUCCAGAUAUUGAUGAGAAGGAACCAAUGCCACUUCGAGAUGCACUUGAGAAGAUGAAACCAUUCUUGAUGGUAUAUGAGGGGAUUCAAAGUCAAGAAGAGUGGGAGGAAGCAAUGGAAGAAACAAUGGCACGAGUUCCAUUAAUGAAAAAGAUUGUCGAUCACUAUUGUGGACCAGACAGGGUAACUGCAAAGAAGCAACAAGGAGAAUUAGAGAGAGUUGCUAAAACUCUUCCCACAAGCGCUCCAUCUUCCGUGAAGCAAUUUACUGACCGCGCUGUUAUCUCUCUUCAGAGCAACCCAGGCUGGGGAUUUGACAAGAAAUGCCAUUUUAUGGAUAAGCUAGUUUGGGAGGUAUCUCAGCAUUACAAGUAACUUGAUAUGCCAAUCACAAUUAAACAUGGUGGGUUUCAAGGUUACAAGUACACAAUUUCAAAGAGUGUGGAUAUUAAGUUAUCUACCCUGUUUUCUUUUUAUUUUUUUAUGAGAAAACUGCUAUGGUCCGAGUAAUAAUAUGAAUGAUAGUUGUAGCAUUGUUGCUGGCAAUUGUUAAACCAAUUGUAAACUUUGUAAUAAUUUUCCAUUUUAUUUAGAUUCUUGGCUAUACA